AUGUGUGGGGUGCGUGAGGGCCUUGGGGAGGGUGUAGCGAGAUGGUUUGAAGAUAACACUCGUCGGAUUAUGGGUGAUGGGAGGGACAUUUUAUUCUGGCAUGACAUUUGGGUGGGAGAAAUUCCUUUGAAAAUAAAAUUUCCCCGCCUAUAUGAGUUAGUUGAGGAUAAAGAAUGUUCGGUGGCGGAUGCGAGGAGGGUUAUUGGGCCAGAUAGGGGUUGGGAGAGUUUGUGGCGUCGUCGAUUGUUGGCUUGGGAGGAGGAGAGUGUGAGGGAGUGUUCUGUUUUACUACAUAACAUUGUUUUGCAGGAAAAUGUGCACGAUGCUUGGCGUUGGAUCUUAGAUCCUAUUCAGAGUUAUACUGUGCGGGGAGCAUAUCGCUUUCUCACUACCUCUGGAGAUGCUUUGGAUAUGACUCUGGUUGACGAUGUCUGGCAAAAACAUAUUCCCUUAAAGGUGUCUUUGUUUGUGUGGCGUCUUCUUCGCAACAGAAUCCCAACAAAAGACAAUUUGGAGCGACGACGUGUUAUUCUUCCUAUUGACACGGCUUGCAUUUCAGGUUGUGGAGAGGUGGAAACGGCUAAACAUCUUUUCUUAUAUUGUGUCAUAUUUGGCUCUCUUUAG
Molecule: messenger RNA, 624 nt
Organism: Medicago truncatula (barrel medic)
Lineage: Eukaryota; Viridiplantae; Streptophyta; Magnoliopsida; Fabales; Fabaceae
Exons: 1
Coding region: 1-624 (207 amino acids)
Source: RefSeq, a predicted model, not a curated record